UCCCGCCGGGGCUGCCCGCGGAGGGGGCCGCACCCUGCGCCCCCCCGGCCGCCUCCCCGCCGCGGGACCUUGGCUUUGCCCUUCGCACGGCAGGUGGCGGGGCCAGCGGAGAAGGAUGCGUGUCUUCCCGUGGGGAUUUUGGCUGCUGUGUGUCGCCUCCGCCCCGGCUCGCGGUGACAGCGGCAGCAAGGCGAGGAGCUGCGCCGAGGUCCGGCAGCUGUAUGGGGCCAAGGGCUUCAGCCUCAGCGGCGUGCCCCAGGCCGAGAUCUCCGGGGAGCACCUGCGAAUCUGCCCACAAGGCUAUACCUGCUGCACCAGUGAGAUGGAGGAGAACUUUGCAAACAAAAGCCGGAGUGAAUUUGAAGCCAUGAUGAAAGAGGCUGGUCGCUCUGUGCAGGCAACACUCACAGCACAGCACAGGAGCUUUGACAGUUAUUUCCAGGAUUUGUUGAACAAGUCAGAAAAGGCCCUUUAUGAUGCUUUUCCAAGCAUGUAUGGAGAAUUGUACACUCAAAAUAUGAAAGUCUUCAAGGACUUGUACAGCGAGCUGCGCCGCUAUUACCGGAGCUCCAACAUCAACUUGGAAGAGGCCCUCAAUGAGUUCUGGACACGCUUGCUGGAGCGGCUCUUCAAGCUGAUGAAUCCCCAGUACCACAUCACAGAUGAGUACCUGGACUGCAUGGUGAAACACGCAGAGCAGCACAAACCCUUCGGGGAAGUUCCCAGGGACCUGAAGGUGAAGGCAACCCGAGCCUUCAUCGCAGCACGUUCCUACGCACAGGGCUUUCUGGUGGGCAGCGACGUGGUCAAAAAGGUGUCUCAGGUGUCCCUGAGCCACGAGUGCACCCGCGCCAUCAUGAAGCUGAUGUACUGCCCGCACUGCCGGGGCAUGUCCAGCGUGAGGCCCUGCAACAACUACUGCCUGAACGUCGUGAAGGGAUGCCUGGCCAACCAGGCAGACCUGAGCACCGAGUGGAAGUACCUGAUGGAUUCCCUGAUGGUGGUGGCUGAUCGGAUCGACGGACCCUACAAUGUGGACACUGUAAUAGGGACCAUUCACAUGAGGAUUGCUGAAGCUAUUUCCAACUUGCAAGAAAACAAAGAUUCCAUCACAGCCAAGGUGUUUCAAGGCUGUGGAAAUCCCAAAAUCAGCACAAAAGGCUCCAGCAGUGAGGACAAGAAAAGACGGGGGAAAGUCACAUUGGAGGCCAAAUCCUCUGCACAAGCGCUGGAGAUGCUGGUUUUAGACGCCAAAGGGAAUCUGACAGCUCUCAAGUCGUACUGGAUCACCCUGCCCAGCAGCCUGUGCAGCAAAAAAGUAAUGGCCAGCUCAGCGUCGGAUGACAAGUGCUGGAACGGGAUGACCAAGGGCAGUUACCUGCCUGAGGUGAUGGGGGACGGCCUAGCGAAUCAGAUCAACAACCCGGAGGUGGAGGUGGACAUCACCAAGCCAGACAUGACCAUUCGCCAGCAAAUCAUGCAGCUAAAGAUCAUGACAAACCGUCUGGGCAACGCCAACAUCGGCAAUGAUGUGGAUUUCCAAGACACGAGUGACGACAUGAGCGGCUCGGGGAGCGGGGACAGCUGUCCUGACGACGUCUGCGGCAAAAGACUUUCUAAGAGCCCCAGCACCAGGCAGCCAGAAACACACGCUAUUCCUAAGCAGUCUGGACACGGCGUCAAUGGGGCCAGCAGCAGAUCUUUGCCUUCUGCCUCCCUCCUCCUCCUCCUCUCGGUGGCUGUCAUCGCCCCGCAGCACUUGUGGCGGUAACUCACUGGCACAGCCAGGAAACAGACUGCGGCUGAGGGCUUCACUUUGCCAAAACCAACCAACCAACCAACAACCAAAGGACAUAUUUAAAUCACCUUGGCAAAAAAA
Molecule: messenger RNA, 1879 nt
Organism: Empidonax traillii (willow flycatcher)
Lineage: Eukaryota; Metazoa; Chordata; Aves; Passeriformes; Tyrannidae
Gene: GPC1
Product: glypican 1
Exons: 9
Coding region: 116-1771 (551 amino acids)
Biological process (GO): regulation of protein localization to membrane; negative regulation of fibroblast growth factor receptor signaling pathway; cell migration
Cellular component (GO): cell surface; extracellular region; plasma membrane
Molecular function (GO): fibroblast growth factor binding
Source: RefSeq, a predicted model, not a curated record